This is a messenger RNA of Arachis ipaensis, 1797 nucleotides long. NCBI's taxonomy places the organism in Eukaryota, Viridiplantae, Streptophyta, Magnoliopsida, Fabales, Fabaceae. The record is from RefSeq and is a predicted model, not a curated record.
AGGAGGAAGAGGGCAUCUCCGAAACUAAAAUUGGGAGGGAAAGAUGCGCGGCGCAACUCAACUGAAAAGCAACAUCAGUCGCAAGUCACAACCAUCAACGCCACGACGGUGAUGUUGCUGUUGUCUUGUGGAGUCGCUAACUCGCUUUGAGCUUCUUGUUUCUUCAACAAUGGCAUUUCUAACUCGCCUCCAUUCCUUCGCAAGGCCCUUCUCCUCUCUCCUCUCCACCUCGCGCCAGGUCUCUCUCUCUCUCUCUCUCUCUAACACAGAACUACUGAAACUUCCUAGAAAGAGUGGAGGUAGAGCAAUAAUGACCAAGAUGGACAUGAACAUGUGCUCGCUUUCUCCAGCUGUUUCAACUGAAGCCUCAGAUUUAGAAUUUGAAGUGAUCCAUGAUGAUGUCAAAGCAACAGAAAAAGAUGAUGCACUUCGCUUGGCUGUCUCACAGCUUGCUAAUGAGUUUAGUGAGGAAUCAAUGUUAUCUUUGCAGAAGUUUUUCGGUGUGCGCCGCGCUCAAGUGAUAUCUACAGGCUCCUUGAAGCUUGACAUAGCUCUUGGAAUGGGAGGAUUGCCAAAGGGUAGGAUUGUUGAAAUUUAUGGACGAGAAGCAGCUGGCAAGACAACACUUGCACUUCAAGUUAUUAAAGAAGCUCAAAAGCAUGGAGGAUAUUGUGCAUAUCUUGAUGUAGAGAAUGCAUUGGACGCUUCACUUGUGGAAUCAAUAGGUGUGAAUACCGAAAAACUUCUUGUCUCGCAUCCAGACUGUGCUGAAAAUGUGUUGAGCAUGGUUGAUACAUUAACGAAAAGUCGAGCUGUAGAUGUGAUUGUGGUUGAUAGUGUUGCUGCCCUUCUACCCAAGCGUGAACUUGAUCAGUUAGGUGUUAGCACCAAACUAGAUUUACAACCCCGACUGAUGACCCAAGCACUGCGGAAAAUUCAGUAUUCAUUAUCACAUUCACAAACUCUUAUCAUUUUUGUUAAUCAGAUUAGAUUUAGUCCAAAAUCAGCUAAGGGAUGUGGACCUGCAGAAGAGGUAACUUGUGGUGGAAAUGCUUUGAGAUUCUAUGCUGCUGUUCGAUUGAGACUUUCGAGAAUGGGAUUGAUCAAAACUGAUGAUAAGGUGGAGGGUCUUCGGGUCUGUGUGCAAGUGGCGAAAAAUAAGCUAGCACCAGCAGCACUCAAAAAGGCCGAACUAGGCAUCAAGUUUGGAGGAGGCUUUUGCCACGAAGCAGAGGUCUUAGAUUUGGCUUGUGAACAUGGAAUGAUUGUCAAAGACGAGGAAAGCUACCUUAUAGAAGGAAAUACUUUCGAUACUAGAAAAGCGGCCGAAGUGUAUUUGGCAGAGGAUGACAGGGUCUUUGACAAGUUGGUAAUGGACUUGAGAAGGCUAUAUUUUUGAAAAUUCAGGCAGACAUUCAAAGAUGGCACUUACCAUAAACUUGUUCAGUCAGAAUUUAGAAGGCCUAAACUCUUUCCAUGUUGUGUUUGCAUACUGUAUACUCAUGCGAUUGAACUUCGAAAAAGUCAAGUAUUGCCUUGAAUGAGCAUCACCCAUCUAGCAGAGGAGUAUAAGGCAAUUUAAGUUGCAGGAAUUUUCAGAUGCAAGUAUUGAUCCCUUUACAUCUAACAUGUAGCAAAAUUUGAUAUCUAUUGUUGUAUUCAUUUGUUAGCAAAACAUGAUAAGCUGCACUGUAAAUUAUGAAGUGUGUCUUUUCCUUGUACCAAAUUCUCAGUGGAUCCAACCAAAAGAAUCAUAAAGGUUGAUUCUUGGAAUCUUGUGGGUGUAUUUCAUGAAUC